AUGGAUCCUAAUACAAAACUUUGGGGAGAAGGAGGUGUUCUUGUUGACACCAAAAGAUACCAAAGAUUGGUUGGUAAGUUAAUUUACUUGUCUUACACUAGACCUGACAUCACCUUCUCAGUCAUUAUUGUGAGUCAAUUUAUGCACUCUCCUUAUGAGGAAUAUCUUGAGGCAGUCUAUUUUUUAAGAAGACUUGUAAAAGAAAUGUCUAUCUUUAUGGAUGCAGACUGGGAAAGUUCAGUUAGAACAGAAUAUCGACCUCUAGAUAUUGUACCUAAUCUUGUGACAUGGAGAAGCAAAAAACAAGGAGAUGAAGCAAAAAGUAGUGCAGAAGCCAAGUUUAGGGCAAUGGCUCAAGGAAUUUGUGAAGGACUAUUACAGAGCCCUUGA
Cicer arietinum (chickpea) is the source of this 390-nucleotide messenger RNA. The record is from RefSeq and is a predicted model, not a curated record. NCBI's taxonomy places the organism in Eukaryota, Viridiplantae, Streptophyta, Magnoliopsida, Fabales, Fabaceae.